This is a messenger RNA of Lytechinus pictus (painted urchin), 2534 nucleotides long. RefSeq lists its product as uncharacterized. The record is from RefSeq and is a predicted model, not a curated record. Lineage: Eukaryota; Metazoa; Echinodermata; Echinoidea; Temnopleuroida; Toxopneustidae. Bases 226 to 582 code for a protein of 118 amino acids. The transcript is spliced from 3 exons.
AGUAUCAAGUAGUAGAUAUAUAGAGUAAUUAAACACAAUCCGAGUUAGCAGUUGUGUGUUUGUCAAUUGGAUAAUUAAUAUCUACAUGUGUGUCUAUUGUUAUUCUGCCAUUCUACAAGUAAAGCUCGAUAUCAACAGACUCAUCAAAAAUAAUUUUCCUGGCACUUUUCAAGCGCAGAAUACACAAUUAAUUUUCAUUUAAAAAGAGACAAAGUAAGCUUUAAAAUGGCGUCAUUGAAUAUAUUUCGUUUUCAACUCGUCGCUGUGUUUUUGGCUACAGUAUUCACAGUUGCCAAUGCUGGGUUUGGUCCGUCCGCCGAUGGUAUCUGGACUGAUGCUGAUCUAGUCGCAUACAGCGUGGUAGUGGGUGUGGCCGGGGCAAUCUUUCUAGUGUCAAUCAUGCUUUACUGUCAAUUACAAUAUUUUAUUCGAGUUGGCAAGAUCGAGGAGGUGGCCCAGACUCAGGCUCGUCAAGCCGUAGCUAAAAAGGAAGCCGAGACGAAGGCCCAACUCAUCGCUGCCCAGAAACAGAAAGCUAGACAGGACAUUGCUGCACAAAAAGCCAAGCAGAAAACAAGAUAAGAUGGUUCUUAAGAAAAUGAACAUUGGACAUGAGAUGGCGAUGGUGAAUGGGUGUGGUUGAGAUGUAAGGAGCAACAUUGAUGAACUAGUAAUAACUAAAUGUCUUUUAACCAUUUUAAAUUUAAUCAAUACAAUUUGAAAUCAACGUAGAAUAUACACGUCUCAUCAGUAAUAGCAGACCAAACGUACUGAGACCGGUUUUUAUAAAGCUGAUAGUAUCGUCUCAUGCCAAUAAAAAAAAACACAAGCAAACAAAGAAACAAACAAUUAAAAAAAAAUACAAAACCAAUUUUGUAGCCAAUAUGCCAUUGUUUUUUUGUAACUGAACGCACAGUUCAUCUGUUGCAUCUUACGGCUAUUCAUGACAGUUUGCUACUGAUAAAGAUUGAUAUUUAAUCUAUUAUUCGGAGUUGUGUUCCUCAGAUAAUUGAUAUCUGUACUGCAUCGAGAUAUGUUCAGGGUGAGAUGUAGAAGGAUAGCCUGCGGGCAAAGUGGACCCUCUCCACACACAGGCUCCCCAACAUGUUCAGGGCGCUGGGAACGAUUUUUUAUUUUUAUUUUUAAUGGGGGUGCUGAAGUAAAUUUGAAAAGCAAAAAAAAAAAUAGAAUAAGAGAAAAUAAAAAAAAUCUACAAAAUGAGGGUCAUUUGGGUUACAUUUAUCAAUUUUGACACAUCUUCCAGAAUUCAAGGGGGUACUGCCCAUGGAAUGGAGAACAAUACACGCAACACCCCCCAGAAAUUCUUUGGGGUGCUUCAGUACCCCAAUCAUCCCCGCUUCCCAGAGCCAUGGACAUGAUGUAUCUUUUGUAUUCGAGUACAUAAUUCAUAAUACAAGAAUAAAAUAAAAAUAUUUACUACUGCAUUCAAAGGGAAUGUAUAUUGAAUUAACGUUGACAUCGAGAUGGUUCCAUUGCAGGCAAAAGGCGAGAUGAAUUUCAUUAAUUUCGAUUUUUUAUAUAUUGUUGUAACGUACAUGGACAAAUUCUUAAUCGUAUAUCAUGAAGAUCACACUCUAAAUAUAUUCCUAAUUCAGGCUCUACUUGUGUGAUACAUUCGCUCCUCUAUCACGUCUAUCUUCAUUUCAGGCCCAUAAGUGAACGAUCGAAAUAUUAUCGAUUUGUUAAAUUUACGUUUUACUUUUGUUAUUAUAUUUCAAGCAUAUUAGGAGUAAAAACAUAAUAUUGUUGAAAAUGCGAUUUUCAUGACAAUAUAAUUAUAUAUAUAUAUAUAUAUAUAUAUAUAUAUAUAUAUAUAUAUAUAUAUAUAUAAAUUCAUAUGUAGAAAUAACUUAUAGGCCAAAAUCCAACAUACCCGAACAUGCCAAAGGAGAAGAAUAUGUAGAUUCCAGAAUUUUAUAAUUUUGUUUACGUUUCUGCCCCAUAUAUACCGUUAGCGUAGUAGGCUGUGUAAUAUCAAUACUACAGAUAAAAAGUUGUGAAGCGAUUCUAUUUAAAAUUUCUCUUUCGUUUUAUCAAAAGAGUUAUAAAAACUUCGGUUGAUUAAAUCCAUAGUACAAACCUCUUUUAGGAAGAAUACGUUACGUCAUAUACUGGGUUAAACAAAUACAUAGAUUUUCAUAAAGAUGUGGUUUAGUAUUUUUUUAGUAUUCCUCUCCUAUGCAUAUUAGAAUCAUUUUAAUCUCAGAUGGACUUCAUUACUAACAUUUUUUGCAAUUAUCACUUUCAAAGAAUUUGCCAAAAAUGUUUAUUUCGUUAAGGAGUAACUUUGCGAAAGUUCACUUCUGGACGAAUGGAUAAAUUAUAGUAUUUCCCCCUUGAUGUGCUGAAAAAUAAAAAAAUUCUAGAAGCUUUUUUUCCAAUAAGCAUGAUUAGAGUAAACAUUGUAGAUAUUGUACAUAAAUUGAUUGAUAGAUAUUUUUGGUAACAGUCUUAUCAUUAAAUCGAAUGACUAAAGUAUAACCGACUAAAUGUCAUAAAUAUAAAUACAAUAA